Messenger RNA from Cladocopium goreaui, 315 nucleotides. Lineage: Eukaryota; Dinophyceae; Suessiales; Symbiodiniaceae. The record is from the annotation of a GenBank genome assembly.
AUGGAGCUGGGCAGCAUCUCCAUCAAACUCUCGGAGUUCCGGGUCUUGUGCCUUCGGGCCAUCGAACAGAUCGUCCUUUGCUUCGGCGUCGUCUUCCUGGUGAUCUUCAGCUUUGCCUUCGCCAUCAACGGCAUGACACGCGAGGUGGAGGCUGUGACCAGCGAGGAGUGGUCAGAUAUUGGUGCUACCAGCAGCACCUUGAUACGGCUGGCCUUUGGUGCUAUGGACAUGGUAGCAGUGCAAAGCGUGGCCUACGAGAGUCCUUUGCUGAUUGUCGCAACUUUGCUGAACCUUAGUAAAGAGCUGGUGAAAUGA